GAGGCGGCCGGGGCUGCCAGCGCGUCCCCAGCGCCGCGAGAGAGCCGAGGUUGACUUUCUGGGCUGCAAUUCUUUUAAUUCAUCCCUUCAGCCAUUCACCCAUCCUCUGCCGCUCCGUUAUUAGCCAGAGUUUGUUCUGGUACUAGGGUAAUAAUGAUGCAUUUGUUCCAGAUCCUUUCUCCAACUAAUUAUAUCAAAGAUCUAGGCAUGUAACCUAUUCAGUGCCAGUUUGGGAAAAUACAUAAAGGAUCAAGUUAUAAAUCUCUGAGUUUUCAGGCUGAAGAGGAAGCUGUGGAGAAAGGCACUGUUGGUGGAGAUGGUUUCACUGAACAAGACCUAGUUUCUGAGCUGCAUCUUGGGACAAUUGGAGGCUGGCUGGUUAGCUUGGGGUGAGCCCCGUGGACCAAGUGUGCUGGCCCAGGCCCCAGGGGAGCCCUUCAAUCUCACAGCCACUCCCCUGGCCAAGCCCUCCAGAAACUCCAGGGGCUGACAGCUGCUGGAGGAUCCACCUUACUCAGCUGGCUCAGGCCCUGUGGCCCCCAUGGCUACUGGGAAGGGAGUUCUGCGGAGCCCUUCAGCUGAAAACAGAUGGCGGCUUAGUGAAUCUGAGCAGGGCUGGGGCCGGAAGCCGGUGCUACUGGAGAAAACGAACCACCUGGGCUCUAAGACUGCCCUGGGCGGCAGUGGCCAGGAUGAGGCCUGUGCCGAGAUGGUACUGUCAGUGGCCCCAGGCAAGCUCAGGCUGGGAAAGCUGAUGCCCCGGAAGACUUGGUGGGAACAGGGGCAGAGCGCCUUCACAGAGGUGCCUCGGCUCAAGAAGAGGCUCGGGGGCGGGCAGGCCCAGGACAGGGAGCACAGUGGCCCUGCAGGCCAGCCUGGCCCCCAGCAGCUGACCCUCGAUAUCCCCAGGGACCUAACCGGCAGCACCUGUGUCUCUGUGUGGCCCAGUGGAGUCUGCAGGGAGCAGAGAAGUGCCUUCAGCAAGCCAGCCAGGGGUCCAGCAGGGAGACUGGGACCAGCCUCUGUCUUUCAGGCGGGUGAACCUGCAGACGCCCUGGGAGAGUUGCUGGGACUCAUCAACACGGUUGAUGUCACUUGCUGGGGUCGAUUUUCUAACUCCAAGCUUUUGGGUGAUUUCUGGAACCUGCACACGGUGCCACCAAAUGCUCCUCUCUGCGGCACUUCCCUGGGCACCCCCACGCUGUGGCUCAAGCAUACCAUGGUCCAGAUCCCCAUGCCCCCAUCGUCCUCCUUCACCAACUCUUGGGCCCUGCUGCCCCCUACGCUUACUUCCCUGGGCCUGUCGACCCAGAACUGGUGCGCCAAGUGCAACCUGUCCUUCCGCCUGACCUCCGACCUGGUCUUCCACAUGAGAUCUCACCACAAAAAGGAGCGUGCGGGGCCUGACCUGCAUUCUAAGAGGCUGAGAGCAGAGGCCCUCACAUGCCCCAUUUGCCACGAGUACUUCCGCGAGCGCCACCACCUCUCCCGGCACAUGACCUCGCACAGUUAACAGGUGGUUUGGAGCAAGCGCUUGGCCAUGAGGCCAAGAUGGCUCACGGGGCCUUCCUCUGAAAAGGCUGGUCCCAGUUGUCUGCAGGACUGUCUCCUUGGGCAUUUGAGGAUGAACAGCUCAGUCAUAAUUGGAAAAGGACAACCA
This is a messenger RNA of Dama dama (fallow deer), 1660 nucleotides long. RefSeq names its product zinc finger protein 488 (gene ZNF488). NCBI's taxonomy places the organism in Eukaryota, Metazoa, Chordata, Mammalia, Artiodactyla, Cervidae. The transcript is spliced from 4 exons. Gene Ontology annotation, biological process: regulation of DNA-templated transcription. The coding region runs from base 542 to 1513 and encodes 323 amino acids. Gene Ontology annotation, cellular component: nucleus. The record is from RefSeq and is a predicted model, not a curated record.